This is a messenger RNA of Electrophorus electricus (electric eel), 1255 nucleotides long. It is a transcript of the gene spp1, whose product is annotated as secreted phosphoprotein 1. Gene Ontology annotation, biological process: ossification; cell adhesion. The record is from RefSeq and is a predicted model, not a curated record. Lineage: Eukaryota; Metazoa; Chordata; Actinopteri; Gymnotiformes; Gymnotidae.
CAUUGAUCCACUGCGCCUGCACACAUUAAGAACAUCAGAUUGAAGCUGUCCAAGGCACAGAACACAUCUGAAGAAAAUGAAGGCUGUGAUUGUAUUUGCACUCCUCUUCACUAUAGUCUACUGUCAUCCUGUGAAACGUUCAGCGAGUAGCUCGGAAAGUUCUGAGGAACAAACAGUUGUCAAAAUGCCUCCUCCUGUCUUGCGGAAAGCCCCAGCCAAAGCAGCCCAGGCAGUACCUGUACAUGCCAUGAAAGCAACAGGACUGGAAGAGAACGCUGAUGAUUCAGAUGAAGAUGAGGAAGCAGACACAGAUUCGGACAAAGACAGUGCAGACACGCAAGAAGAUGACACAGACUCCAGUGAGAGUGCAGAGACUACAGAGACUGAGGCCACAUCUGCCCCACCACUGACCAUGGAGCCCACUCAAACCCCUGCUGUGGACAGUGGACGCGGGGACAGCAUGGGAUACCCUGUUGAUUACAAGAAGACAAUCAUCUACAUGGAUGGCAUUGAGAAAGGGCCUUCUCAUUACCAGACCUAUGGAUCUAACAAAAUAGAUGGAAAAAACAACAUCAGUAAGAAGACACCCCUCUAUGAUGGCCAGGAUGCCAACAAUGUGGAGAAACAUCUGAAAGUGUACAAGGCUCUACAGGUGAACAAUGAAGUGCUGGAAGAGGAAAUGAGCACCCCAGAGGAGACUCAGGGUCUGGAGGCCACCCGUGGGAUUGAGGACGAGGAGCCCAGCAAUAAGCAGGCAGACCUCGAUGGCAAUGGGGCCUCGCCUCCCAAGCCAGAGGAGAGCAAGAGUGAUGGUGCAAGUGCCAGCAGCACCAAUAGUGAGAGCGCCAGCGGUAGUACCAGCCAGGAGGAAGAGAUGGAGGAGGAGUCAGACAGCAACCCGAGCAGCAAGGAGUUCACAGCCGCAACUGGUGCUGCCGACGAGAGUGACUCCUCUCAGAGCUCAGAGAGCCAGGAAAGCGACUCAGCUGAGCAAACUUUGGAGGCCACAAGCGAGUCCCCUGAUGUUAUCGCAAAAUAAAUGGACUGAAGCAAGAAGAGCUCAAAUAAUUUUCUGUCAUGGUGCUAUGUGACUUGCUUAAACUGCAUGUGAGCAAGUGAAAAUAAGUAGCAGAAAACAAUGACAGUUCAGACAAGCCUGGUUUAUGGCUGUGACUGUGUUAUGUUACUUGUAAAGAAGCAGUUUCAUCUAAACAAAAUAUUUGCACAAUCAUUUACAGUAUCUUUAUGUGCAGUA